Molecule: messenger RNA, 411 nt
Organism: Penicillium alfredii
Lineage: Eukaryota; Fungi; Ascomycota; Eurotiomycetes; Eurotiales; Aspergillaceae
Product: Erg28 family protein
Exons: 2
Coding region: 1-411 (136 amino acids)
Cellular component (GO): endoplasmic reticulum; membrane
Molecular function (GO): protein-macromolecule adaptor activity
Source: RefSeq, a predicted model, not a curated record
AUGGACCAAUUGCUCUCAUAUCUCCCGCCCUUCGAGGGCCUGCUACCCAAAUGGCUGCUUUUAGUCUCCGUCGUCACCACCGUCAACAGCUUCCAGGCCUACCGCUCCACCAAAUACACCGCGCAGCUUUACACCAACGGCCAGAAGCCCGCUAGUGGACUCUCUACCCGUCUCUUCAGCACCUGGACCUUGCUCUCGGCAGUGGUGCGCCUGACGGCCGCCUACAACAUCACCACGCCUGUUGCGUACGAUCUGGCUGCCUGGACGUACGGGAUUGCGCUAGUCCACUUUAUCGGCGAGCUGGUGGUCGGCGAUGCUUCUCUGCACGGGCGGUUCGUGAGCCCCUUGAUUGUUGCACCGACUUCCUUGGUCUGGAUGUUGGCGCAGCGGGAGGCUUAUUUGAAUGCCUAG